Cannabis sativa is the source of this 3047-nucleotide messenger RNA. RefSeq lists its product as uncharacterized. The transcript is spliced from 9 exons. Bases 304 to 2757 code for a protein of 817 amino acids. Gene Ontology annotation, cellular component: GPI-anchor transamidase complex. Lineage: Eukaryota; Viridiplantae; Streptophyta; Magnoliopsida; Rosales; Cannabaceae. Gene Ontology annotation, biological process: attachment of GPI anchor to protein. The record is from RefSeq and is a predicted model, not a curated record.
GGACCAAUACGGUGCGCUUUCUCUUUCCAGACGCAGACAGAGAAAGAGAGAGAAGAGAAGAGAAGAGAUCCCAUUUCCAUAUGUGAUCUUUCCCCAUUUCUUCUCUCUCUCUCUAAAAUCUUAUACCAGAAGAAAGGUGGGCUUCUCUUCUCUCCUCCUCAUUGCGAACAACAAGCCUUUUCUAACAGCUUACCACAGCAUCGCAGUUUGGCGGGGUUUUUGGGGUUUCGUUUGAUAUAAAAUUUGAGAUGUAUGCUGAUCGAGAGGACGCUGAGAAUAGGAGGUCGAUAAAGGACCGUCUUAAUGGUAGCUUUAGAGAUUUCGGGUCAAGUUGGUCUAUUCGAGCCAAUAAGACUAGAGAAUGUCGAAGUACUAAUUUCCCUUGAAAUGCUUUGUUUAUUUGCAUUUGAUAUUUUGAGGAAACAAAGGCAAGAUGACAAAUGGGAACAUGAUCUUUAUGAGGAUAAUGAAGCUCAAGUUUCAAAUCGCCAAAUUGAUUCUCGAGAUCUUCGUUUGAAGCUCCAAAGGAAAAAUCAACAAGCAUCUGUAAGUGGAAGAGGGUCUCAUUCAGGCGUGAGAGAUCUUCGUGAAAAGCUUUCUGGUAGUAUGGAUCCACAGCCUGUGAAUUACGAUCCACAUAAGCCUUCACUGGAGGCCGCCAAGCCAACCAGGAGAAGUGUUGCUGUUGCAGUUGCACCGGAGAAUAGAAAGGUUGCCAAUUCAGCUGCUAAGAAGAAGGCCCCACAAAAGGCAAGUACAUCAGUGGAUGGCUUUCUCUUUCUUUAUCUAAUACUCUUUUGUCAAUUCUUGUGUGCCAAUGCGACCCUCCGAUCCGCCAUCGGAGAAGAAGAAUUCUCCGAGGAGUUGCUGCUGAGACCUUUACCAGAUCGAAAGAUUCUUGCCCACUUCCAUUUCGGAAUUAGUGCUCCGCCAAUCAGCUCCAAUGGCCACCACCACCAUCUGUUCCCCAAAGCUAUAUCUCAGCUGGUUAAGAAAUUUCAACUUAAGGAAAUGGAAUUGUCUUUCACACAAGGUCGCUGGAACUAUGAAAGCUGGGGUGGUUUUGACCCCAUACCAAGCAAUAAUGCCAAACCUCCUGGAGUUGAGUUAUGGGCUGUCUUUGAUGUUCCUCAACAUCAAGUUGAUGCUUCAUGGAAGAAUCUAACUCAUGCUCUUUCUGGUCUGUUUUGUGCUUCCAUCAACUUUUUAGAAUCUUCAACCUCUUAUUCUGCUCCUCAAUGGGGAUUUCGGUCGGCUUCAGGGAGUCUGAGAUACGGUACUUUGCCAAGGGAGGCUGUUUGUACUGAGAAUCUUACACCUUGGCUCAAGCUUCUUCCUUGUCGAGACAAAGCUGGGCUUGCUGCAUUAAUGGAUAGACCGUCUAUUUACAAAGGAUUUUAUCAUUCGCAGCGUUUGCAUUUGACCUCAAAUGAAUUUGAUUCGAAUGGUGUAGAUUCAGGCAUCCUACUUGAGCAAACACUUACAGUUGUUCUGCAGCCUCAUGAGAGGAGAACCCUUAUAACUUCCCAGGAAACAAAACCGCAACCAAGUUGGUCUUUGACUACAAUUUUUGGGAGGGAAGUCAAUGGAAGAUGUGUUCUUGCUAAGUCCAGUAAUGUAUAUCUUCAACUUGAUGGGGGUCUAGUUGCUGAACUGGAUAAGCUUCCGAAAGAAAAUGAAAUUUCUGUUGCUGAUGAUAUAGUUUAUGAAGGUUUGAGGAGUAGUCCUGGAUUUCAAUUGUCUGUGAAGCCUGACAGGGUACUGGAGGAAGUUGUUGGCUCCUAUAAGAGUAACCCUUCACUUCUGUAUGUAUAUUCGGUUGAGAAGUAUAGCGAAUCAGAGCCAUUUGAUUUGGGCCUAACAUGGAAGCUUCCUGUUGUUUGGUCAUGUCAGCAAGCACCAUUACAUGCUAGUAGAUUCUUAAUGGGAAGUGGGAAUGAAAGGGGUGCUAUUGCUAUAUCCUUCAAACCCACUGGAUUGAAUGGGAAUCUAUUGCAUUUCGAUACAACAAAAGAGAGUUGCAAAUUGCAGGUUAAGAUUUUCCAAGUAGUGCCUUGGUAUAUCAAGGUGUAUUAUCAUACACUACAAGUAUUUGUUGAUGAACAACCACAAACAGUUUCAGAUUCUGUUGAGAAGAUGCACGUUUCGCCUUCUGAAGACAAGGUGUCACCUGGGUCGAUGGAGAUGUUACUAAAGCUCCCUUGUGCCAUGAAAUCAGCUGUUGUAACUCUAGAAUUCGAUAAGGGAUUUUUGCAUAUUGAUGAAUAUCCACCAGAUGCUAAUCAGGGAUUCGAUAUCCCGUCGGCCCUAGUAAGCUAUCCAGAUUUCCAAGCAAGCAUACACUACAUUGAAGAUAAAUCUUUGGAGACCUUACCUAUUUUAGCAAAACUUCAGGAAAACAGUACUGUUCUGUCUUACACAGAAGUAUUACUUGUCCCUUUAACCACUCCAGAUUUUAGCAUGCCAUACAAUGUCAUCACCAUUACAUGCACAGUUUUCGCCUUAUAUUUUGGAUCUUUACUAAAUGUACUCCGUCGUCGCGUUGCUGAAGAAGAGAGAUUUUUAAAGAACAAAGAUUCGAAGAAAGCCAGCCCCAUAUCUCGGUUCUUAUCAAAGUUGUCUUCCAAGAUUACAGGAAGACCGUUAAAAACAGCAGAGUCACCUUCCACAAAAUCGUCUUUCUUCAGUUCAAAGCUCAUACUCAAAAUUAUAUUAGUGGCUGGAAUUGCUGUUGUUUGGAAAUUCUAUUUGGAAUGAUGUCAUCAGUAAACUUGUGUACAUUAGGAACCAGCUAAUUUUACAAGUAGGCUACACACUGAGAUUCCAAAUUCACUUUGAAAGUAUUUUAUUUCACUUUCAGUUUUGACAAUCUCAAACUCUAAGAGAACUUUCAAUCUUCAUUCAACUCAUUAGAGAACUCACGAUCAGAGUACUUGUACACAAUGUCAUUACACAAAUUUUUACAAAUUUUCUGUAUGGAACUCUCACAAUUUACAAUAGGAAUAAUGUUUGAAAAAUUAAAAAUAAUAAAAGUUGAAUUCAUCUGA